This is a messenger RNA of Perca flavescens (yellow perch), 2562 nucleotides long. Its product is annotated as leucine-rich repeat-containing protein 24. Lineage: Eukaryota; Metazoa; Chordata; Actinopteri; Perciformes; Percidae. Gene Ontology annotation, molecular function: protein binding. The coding region runs from base 15 to 1889 and encodes 624 amino acids. The transcript has 7 exons. The record is from RefSeq and is a predicted model, not a curated record.
UCUGUGUUGGUGUGAUGGCUGUGUCCCCGGUGCUUCCUCUGUCCCUGCUUCUCCUGUCCCUCCACACUCGCAGCACAGCGUCUCCGUCCUGCCCUGUGAGCUGUCGCUGCUACAGCCUCACUGUGGAGUGCGGUUCGACCGGGCUUAGGGACAUCCCUAAACACGUCCCUCCGUCCACACAGACCGUCUUCCUCCAGGACAAUGUGAUUGGUCAGAUCCGUCGACAUGACUUCACUCUGCUGAGGCACCUGCACUACCUAUACCUGCAGAACAACAGCAUCUCAGCAGUGGAGCCGGGCUCCUUCCAGAACCAGGGACAACUGUUGGAGCUGGCUCUGAAUGGGAACCGGGUCCACCUGGUGACGGCUGACAUGUUCCAGGGACUCGAACAUCUCCGCAUUCUUUACCUGGCAGGAAAUGACAUCACACGUCUGCUGGACUACACUUUCCGUGGCUUACAGCGCCUGCAGGAGCUCCAUUUGCAGCACAACAGUAUAGAGAUGUUAGCAGACCAGGCUCUCGUUGGUUUGACUUCUCUGGCUCUACUGGACCUGAGCAGGAAUAAUCUUCACACCAUUGGCCCUGCGUCCCUGCGCCCUCUGGUCAGCCUGCAGGUGUUGCGCAUCACAGACAACCCGUGGCGCUGUGACUGCGCUCUGCACUGGCUGCGGAGCUGGAUCGAUGAGGAGGGCCAGCGGCUGCUCAGCUCUGCAGAGCGUCGCCUGGUCUGCACCGAGCCACCGCGCCUCUCCCACCUCAGCCUGGUGGAGGUCCCCCUCAAUAGCCUGGUGUGUAUCCCUCCACUGGUGCAGCUGGAGCCCAGGAGGCUCGCUGUGCGCCUGGGAGAGAGCCUCAGGGUGUCCUGCCAUGCCUCGGGCUACCCUCGGCCACAGGUGACGUGGAGAAAGGCGUCCCAGGGGAAGGUGGUGCUCUCUCCCAGAGGCCUGGUGCAGGAGCUGGGUGCUGGAGGAGGGGCAGUGGGGGGGGCAGAGGAGCCGUCCGAGGAAGGCCGGGUCAGUCUGCAGAAGGCUGCCGGCGAGCGCUUCGACCCCGACACCGGCAGCGGCAUGCUGUUCCUCAGCAACGUGACUGUGGCUCACGCAGGUUUCUACGAGUGUGAAGCCUGGAACGCGGGCGGUGUGGCCAGAGUGACCUUUCAGCUCGCCAUCAACUCUUCCACUUCCUCUUCGUCCUCUUCCUCCUCCAUCUGGGCCUCGUGGUCCCAGGUGUCGUCCCCGUACUCGCCGGCCUGGCCCCGGCUAAGGAGCCACGGCCCCGCUGUGGGCUCCGAGGUGAGCCGCGAGCCGCUCUACGCUCUGGGCAGCAUGGCCUUCAGCGCUCUGGGAGCUGCCACGCAGACGGCCAUCGCUGUGGGCAUCUCGCUGCUCGCCCUGACCGCUCUGCUACUGCUCGCCAUGAUCUACAGCCGCCAGCAGCAGCCAGACAAGGACGCUGAUGGAGCCGAGAAGGAGGAGAGCAUCCUGUACGUGAAUGACUACUCGGACGGCCCCACCACCUUCGCCCAGCUGGAGGAGUACCGGGACGAGCGCGGCCAUGAGAUGUACGUCCUCAACAGGGCCAAGCCCGUGCUGCCUCCUGCCCCCCCCACGGCUGUCUCCACCACUAACCUGGGCUGCUCGGCUCCAUCUGACACCUCCAGCCACACCCUGUCCUCGGGGCUGGGCCAGACCACCAGCCCCACUCUGGCCCCCAACAAAAAGCAGCAGCAGCAACAGCAGCAGCAGGAGGGCGACAUACGGACCAUGAGGAGAAUGGCGGGGGAGGGAGGGGAAGCUGAGCCCGUGAUUACUUCAGAGGCAGAAGGGAUGUUUCUUAAUCACACAGGUCUGUUCAUGGACUCUCAGAUCGCCUAUGAGAUCCACUGCUGAAGCGGAGAGAAUCCACUGCAACACAGAGGCUCUGUGUGUGAAUCCUUUCUAUUACUCCCCCACAGUGACGGACUCUUAUUGGAGAAGGGUUACAUACCUGGCGCAGCUCACAAUCGGGUUUACUACAUCAACGGCACUUUAGACUUUGGAAUGAACAUACUUUGACCUUUGCACGCUACAACAGCAGUGGUUAGUAGGCUGGUGGGUAGACUGCAAUUCAAAUGCCCUACAGUCAAAGAGCCAUUUAACUGGGCUCAGGUAGAAGCUGAGCUGCACACAACAGAACCGUCCUGUACAUGAACAUCUGGCUCAGCAUUUAUCAGAGCUACUUUCACACCAGAAACCUUUUCAGCAUCAUUGCUGUGCAAGAGUUAACAUCUGUCCUCUCAAGAACUCUGAAAGCUCCAGUUGGCAGGGUGAGCAUAACGCAAGGGGGACAUCAUGGAACCUUCCAUUUCAUGAGCAUGUAGGAACCAAAGUGUGUUUUACAACUGUUGUUGUUAAUGUCUGGACAGGCUGUUGAGCAUCUGAAGGCAGUACAGUGGGGGAUGUGACAGCAACAGCUGAAUUUUGUAAUUACUUAUUUAAAUGUUUUAGGUAAUGGGUUAAAUCAUCACAGAGAAUGGAACUUUCUGAAAAUUCUGUUUUCUUAAUCUCAAAAUCAUGAAACUGU